AUCUGCACAACGCCGCAUGAAGGCGAAGAGGCUGGUGCUGAAGAUUUGGGUUUACCGACCUCCUGGCGCGUCGCGUCACGGACGAUGUGUCAUUCGACACAGAUCGCAUGUUGAUCACGAAGCUACUACGAUUACGCAUCGUUUAAAGUUUUAUUUUUUAACAAUGCAACUGUAAGCAUAUUUCGUCAGAUUUAACGGAUAGUGUUCUGGAAGAAGUAUGUCCUUGUACGCCGUUAUUCCACCGGUCCUCUGUAUUAUGUUCUCAGCUUGGCAGGUGGGCGCAGAUGAGGACUGUUUGUGGUAUGUGGACAAAAAUGGUACCUGGCACAAUGGUUUUGACUGCCCACUCAUAACGUUUUGCUGUGGGAACUGUCAUCACCGCUACUGCUGCCUGGAUGGCUUCAAAAUGAUCACAGAGGCAGGACAGAAACGCUGCAUGUUGUUCCAUCUCAGCCCCUCCACUAUAGCUGGCAUUGCUUCAUCCAUCCUGCUUUUUGUGGCUGCCAUAGCAACCAUGGUCUGUUGCUUCAUGUGUUCUUGCUGUUAUCUGUACCAGCGUCGACAGCAACUUGGUCGAACACCUUAUGAAGCCCAGCACAUUCCUAUGGCAAGCUAUCCUGUGGAGCCCAUGUAUGAUGCUUAUGGUAAACCUGUUGGACAUCCUGAUUACCCUGGUUAUCCAAUGGCGCCGCAGUAUCCUGGUGUCCCUCAGCAGUAUCCCAUGAUGCCCCAGGGUCCUUAUCCUCCUGAUGCAGGAUACAGCCAAGCAGCUCCUCCACCAUACUCCCCUCCCCAGUACCCAGGGCACUGAGAAAGCUCUCUAUUGCAUAGUACCCCACGGUUUAGUUUAGUUUGGGUCGGGUCUGCUCACCUCACUUUGGCUUGGUUAGCUUUUAAGCAGUGAAGGAUAACCCAUAAAGUGGCUCCAUGGGUGCCACCGACUUUUCUGAAUCCCUUGUAUGAGAAGCACUUUUAAAUUGAUUUGUGUUAAUUAUUUUUUGUGAAGUAAAGCAUGAACUGAACCUGGAUUGCCUCACAUUGGAGUGUUUCCUUGUUUGAUGUACAGCUUUCAUAUAUCUCCAACUUAAUUAAAGCUACUCACAGACUGAAAAGACAUUAAACAGGCCGGGUCGCUUUGCUGUAUGUGCCAUUAUGUUUUUUCAAACUCCGAAAUGGAAAGUAAAGAAUGAAGAUCUGAAGAUGACCUGAAAUAUAAAGAAGACACCAGAAGUUGGCAAUUUUGACUUGUUAUCUGUAGAACCAAAUGAGAGAUAGUAUUAAACUGUAAAUGUAAUAUUAUGUAAAUAAGAGAUAACUUACAUAAAGAAAGAUUUCCACAGUAAACCAGCCAAAACUUUAUGUAUUUAUGCGCCAUUUGCAGUAUGAACAGUCAGGAGUUACGUUUGCAUCUUGCUUUUAGAUGAUACAUUUUAGGAUUUACAUUAUGAAUGGUGGCAAUGAAGGUCAUUCUGUAAGAUGUAAUGUUAACCCCACUUUGUUUAGCAUGUCUUUAUAGAUAAUACCAACCAGGCCAGCUAUGAAGGAAAUCAGAGGAAUGUUUGCAUUCUGUUCUGUGAAUUGUAUUUCUUUUUUAUUAUUAUUUUAUAAUAAUUUUCUUUAUAGGCCUCUCAGAGACAGAUUUGUAACGUUUAUGACUCAUUUAAAGGGUGAAUUGAAUGAUUGUUUUUAAUAUUGAAACAUUUGUCAGAUUUUCAUUUUGAAAUUAUUUCUACUACCUCCUCAUCUCAUACCAGUAAAAUUAGUUGUGAUGGUUUGUUUACUGUUUGAAUAACAUGUACGCUAUUUAAAUUAAUUGUAUAGUAAACAGAGUUGUUUUUGCUAUGUACAGCCUAUGCUAAUGUAUUUGUCAGUUCGGAAUGUGAAGUGCAAAUAAGAAAAAGAUCAAAGAUACAUUUUUACAAUGGUGAAAAAUAACAAUUAUUUUAAACUUGGAAUAAACGUAAACAAUGCUAGUGUUUGCACUAAUUUUGCCAUAAGAGAGGUCUAAUUGAUAAGCCUGGAUGAGAAGUGUUGCGUAAUUCACUUUUUACAAUAAAAAAAGACUUGACUUUG
Molecule: messenger RNA, 2073 nt
Organism: Misgurnus anguillicaudatus (oriental weatherfish)
Lineage: Eukaryota; Metazoa; Chordata; Actinopteri; Cypriniformes; Cobitidae
Gene: shisa4
Product: shisa family member 4
Source: RefSeq, a predicted model, not a curated record